Molecule: messenger RNA, 504 nt
Organism: Paramuricea clavata
Lineage: Eukaryota; Metazoa; Cnidaria; Anthozoa; Malacalcyonacea; Plexauridae
Source: the annotation of a GenBank genome assembly
GCAUCCGAGAGAGAAGUCAUCUGGGUGAUUCGUCUGGCAAUCUUUGGCGUUGGAGCACUGGCUACGAUUAUGGCACUCAAAAUUCAAUCCAUUUACGCUCUAUGGUACCUUUGCUCUGACCUCAUCUAUGCCAUCCUAUUCCCUCAACUCUGCUGCGUGAUCUAUGUCCAGGAUGUGAACACGUAUGGUGCGUUGCUGGGGUACAUUAUGGCUGUGAUACUCAGAGUCGGUGGAGGCGAGCCAGUGAUAAAGCUGGAUCCGUUCAUUAAAUAUCCAUAUUACAAUGAGACCGAUGGACAAUUAUUCCCAUUUCGAACAUUCGCUAUGCUGUGCUCAUUUGCGACCAUUAUUUUGGUGUCGUAUGCAACAAAGUUUUUGUUUGAGUAUAAACGGGUACCAAAGAGAUGGGAUGUUUUUCAAUGUUUCCCCAAUGAAGAGGAUUUCCAUACGGUUGAUCUGCCCUCGAAGGAUGGCGUCAAGCUGGUUGGAGUUACUAAAGUGUGA